AUGGACUCUGCUGUAACAGGGUCAAAAAAGCGUAAGGGUGGUGGUGGCAAUACUCAGCUGAAAUACGUCUACUCUGGAAUGGGUGGCCAGAGGGAAUUUGUCUCCCACUGCGUGGAGCUGUGGAAUGCCUAUCAUUUGAAAAAAGGGAAGAAUAAAAAGAAAAUUCCACUCUCGAGAGAAGUGCAAAAAGUCCUCGCCAAGGCCGGGUAUGACCAGAAGUCUAAACAUUUCAAUGAUAAAGGGUUGCUACCGAGGCUCAGGGGAAAGAAGUUGCGUGUGGUGUGGUAUCAACCCGAGGAGAGGAUACUGGCAUGCAACGAUGACAAGGGAGAGCUCUUGCUAGUGUCUGAUGUGGUUGUACAGAGAGGCGCGUGCAAGAGGGAGGAGGAGGUUGGGUUGUUCUCGACGAGGGCUCGUGAGUUGGGCGAGGCGUGCUCCUUCGUCCACUUCGAAGAUGAUAUAGUUGGAGGAGUUGGAGACUUGUUCGACCCGGAAUCGAGUCUGCACAAGCGGGAAGGAAUCUUCGAGAAUCCACAGCAUGAACCCAAAAGAUUCAAAGCUCAUCUGUCCAUCGGCGCCAAGACGAAAAUCAAUCCAGGCUUUGCUGCGAGGAAAGCAACUCCUAAGAGGAAUACCCAAAAAGAGGCAAAAUUCGACUUCAACAAAGGCACCAUCGCUACCGCUCUCUUCCCACAUCGUCCUGAUGCCGUGGAGAUCGUACCUAAUACUUGGAAGGAACUCAGCGAGAGCUCUGCAUCUAAACGCACCUUCACUGGAAUGGUGAAGGUUGUGUACGGCAAGAAGUCUACUUUACAGCAGGAAGUGAAGUUGGAAGUUGACGCUGAUGUUGACAGUUUGAACGACCUACGACGUGCACUAGGGGUCCCUGUUGUGGUAGAGGCCUUGCCUCUAGCUGCUACUAGUAGUCUUCCUCUUACAACGACUAUGGAGAUCAACUUUAAAGUCACCAAGAAGAACGCGUUGAAGGUCCUCGGAGAUGAGAAAAAAAUAAAAAAGUAUUUCGUGAAAACUGACAUCGCCACGCCGUCUCGAAUCACUUCUGACGGCGAAAUUGAUACUGAUGUGGUAUUGCAUGAAGGGAAAAUGAGGCCACGAGUAGUCGUAGUGGCGGAGCCUUUGAGGUGGAAAGUCACUGACCAUAGCGCAACUGGGCCGGUGAGAAUUUGGAGGGACGAGAGGAAGUUCAAGGAGUUCACGGCCACUGUGCAAUUCCAUGAUACACCAAGGAGUAUCUUUGAGAAAAUCUUCAAGGGGCCUCUGGUGAGGGAUGAGGGUGGACAGGAGGAGAGGGAACGUAGAUUACCUGUGGAGGAUAUUGAACAGCGAAGGAUUGAUAUUGUUGAGGAUGGCCUGAAUGGAUAUCAGGGGAACUUCAAUACUGCUGCUGGUGGUUAUGAUGAUGAUGAGGAGGAGGACGAGGGAACUGAAAUGCUCCACGAGGAUGGAGGUAACGGAAGAGAGGACCAAGAAGGGGAGUAUUAUGAUGACGAGAACUUGCUGCAGAUGUUUGACGAUGGCUCGGGCAGGAUAGAUGAUGAUGAUGGAGAUUUAACCUUUUCCUUUGACGACUAA
This is a messenger RNA of Perkinsus marinus ATCC 50983, 1593 nucleotides long. RefSeq lists its product as hypothetical. The record is from RefSeq and is a predicted model, not a curated record. NCBI's taxonomy places the organism in Eukaryota, Perkinsozoa, Perkinsida, Perkinsidae. The coding region runs from base 1 to 1593 and encodes 530 amino acids. The transcript has 16 exons.